Messenger RNA from Ricinus communis (castor bean), 2702 nucleotides. RefSeq names its product dystrophia myotonica WD repeat-containing protein. The transcript is spliced from 11 exons. The record is from RefSeq and is a predicted model, not a curated record. Bases 483 to 2126 code for a protein of 547 amino acids. Lineage: Eukaryota; Viridiplantae; Streptophyta; Magnoliopsida; Malpighiales; Euphorbiaceae. Gene Ontology annotation, molecular function: protein binding.
UUACUUUAGGAUUGUAAUUUCAAAACUGAAUUUCCUUUUCUUUCUCAUCCUAAAAUCCUUGGAGAUUGAUGAAUUUUUAUCCCCUUCACCCUCUUUCAUGUCAGCACACAAAAUCUUUCCUCAUCUCCACCGUCCACUUCAUUGACAUUGUCUACAUUAAAGUCAAAUCUCAAGCAUAUUUAAAAAACAUUUUUGAAAAGAACGCAACACUUUCAUAAGCCGCAUACCAGAGGAUCUAAACCCUCUUUGAUCUCCAUUGAAGAACAAGAAGACCACCCAGAAAAGAGCAAAAACCAAACCCAAAAAAAAAAAAAAACCAAAAAUUCACGUCUUUUUAUCAAAACAAUGAAAAGAAUCAAAACCCAUCUAAGUUGAAGAUUAUUAAUAGUAAUCAAACGACUGCAAAAUUGAAAAUAACGAAACCCUAGUUGUCAUGAUCAAAUGCUUUAAGGUGCACAAUAGUAAUAGAGAACAACACCACGAUGAUCAAUACAACGAACGGCAUGAUUUCAACGUCAUCGGCAUCGGGAAACACGCAAUCACCUGGGUUAAAAACCUACUUCAAAACCCCAGAAGGUCGUUAUAAGCUUCACUAUGAAAAGACACAUCCUUCUGGUUUGCUUCAUUAUGCUCAUGGCAAAACCGUUACCCAGGUAACAUUAGCUAAUCUAAAGGAUAAGCCAGCUCCAUCUACCCCAACAGGCUCAGCAUCGAGCUUCAGUGCUAGUAGCGGAGUACGAUCAGCUGCAGCUAGGUUGUUAGGGGCUGGCAAUGGAAGUCGUGCACUUAGCUUUGUUGGAGGAAAUGGUGGGAGCAAAAGUGUUAGUGGCAGUAGUAGGAUUGGGUCAUUGGGUGCUUCAAGUUCAAGCAAUUCAAUGAUUAAUCCAAAUUUUGAUGGAAAGGGAACUUACUUGAUCUUCAAUGUGGGAGAUGCAAUAUUUAUAAGUGAUUUAAACUCUCAAGAUAAGGAUCCAAUAAAAUCUAUACAUUUUAGUAAUUCAAACCCUGUGUGCCAUGCCUUUGAUCAAGACGCUAAGGAUGGACAUGAUUUACUGAUUGGGUUGAAUUCUGGUGAUGUCUACUCGGUAUCACUAAGACAGCAAUUACAGGAUGUUGGAAAGAAGCUUGUUGGGGCCCAGCAUUAUAACAAAGAUGGUUCUGUCAAUAACAGCCGGUGUACAAGUAUCACAUGGGUUCCAGGAGGUGAUGGGGCUUUUGUUGUUGCUCAUGCUGAUGGAAAUUUGUACGUGUAUGAGAAGAGUAAAGAUGGUGCAGGUGAUUCUUCAUUUCCCGUUAUCAAAGAUUUGACUCAAUUUUCUGUUGCACAUGCGCGGUAUAGUAAGAGUAACCCUAUUGCCAGAUGGCAUAUUUGCCUAGGUUCAAUCAAUAGCAUUGCUUUCUCAGGAGAUGGAGCCUACUUAGCUACUGUUGGAAGAGAUGGCUAUUUGCGUGUUUUUGACUAUAUUAAAGAACAACUUAUAUGUGGUGGGAAAAGUUAUUAUGGUGCUCUACUAUGUUGUGCUUGGAGCAUGGAUGGAAAAUACAUUUUAACUGGAGGUGAAGAUGAUUUAGUUCAAGUUUGGAGUAUGGAGGACCGGAAGGUUGUGGCGUGGGGUGAGGGGCAUAACUCGUGGGUUAGUGGAGUGGCUUUUGAUUCAUACUGGUCAUCACCAAAUUCAGAUGGUACUGGAGAGACCAUAAUGUACCGGUUUGGAUCUGUUGGCCAGGACACACAGUUGCUUCUCUGGGACCUAGAAAUGGAUGAGAUUGUUGUGCCAUUACGUCGAUGCCCUCCUGGUGGAUCUCCCACUUUCAGUACAGGAAGUCAGUCAUCACAUUGGGACAACGUUGUGCCAGUUGGUACACUGCAACCAGCUCCAAGCAUGCGAGAUGUACCAAAACUUUCCCCAGUAGUUUCUCAUCGUGUUCAUACUGAACCCCUUUUUGGCUUGUUAUUUACUCAGGAAUCUGUUCUGACUGUGUGUCGAGAGGGCCACAUUAAAAUUUGGAUGAGACCUGGGACUGCAGAAAGCCAGACAGGCAACUCCGAAACUGUUUUGAGUAGCAGUUUGAAGGACAAGCCUUUAUUAUCAAGUAAGACUGGCAGUUCUAGUUAUAAGCAAUGACCAAACGUUCAUCAGAUACAAGGAAGAACCAAUCUCUUUUUCCGUGGAUUUAUAUUUUUAAUUUGCUAUAUGGACGUUCUGUUUUCAGCCAGUUGGUAUUCCUGCAAAUGGGCACUGAAGGAGAGUAAUUGGUUUGCAGUGAGAUUAAUUAACUGGAUACCAUUUUAUAUCUAGGGAUAAAAUUACUAUUGAUGGCACUAAGAGCCUGAGAGGGAAAGGACCUCCUUUGUAAGUACAAAACGGCUAUUGCUAGGAUAUAUAUAUAUAUAUAUAUAUAUAUAUAUAUAUCUCUACUGCAUAUAUUGAAUUUACUGACGGGGAAUAAUUGGGAAUUCCUUUGAGAUUUGUGUUUCUUGGAGGUGAAUGUUCGUUUAAUUCUAUUGGUAUGAAAUGCCACAAUUGCCAUAUAUGUUAACUUUCACGCCGAGACACAAACAGCUUCAUGUAAUGACUGGAAACAAAACUAAUUUGCCUCUUGGAUUUUUGGGCAACUUGAUCAGUCUUAAGUCUGGGUUGCAAUAACAUGUGAUGUGAGAGGGAGAUAAAACUUGGUCAAAAUACAUACAACAUUAAGUA